Molecule: messenger RNA, 1883 nt
Organism: Rhinichthys klamathensis goyatoka
Lineage: Eukaryota; Metazoa; Chordata; Actinopteri; Cypriniformes; Leuciscidae
Gene: lef1
Product: lymphoid enhancer-binding factor 1
Exons: 10
Coding region: 315-1463 (382 amino acids)
Biological process (GO): regulation of transcription by RNA polymerase II; canonical Wnt signaling pathway
Cellular component (GO): beta-catenin-TCF complex
Molecular function (GO): RNA polymerase II cis-regulatory region sequence-specific DNA binding; DNA-binding transcription factor activity, RNA polymerase II-specific
Source: RefSeq, a predicted model, not a curated record
GUGUGGAACAGACAGAACUGUCCUGCGUUUAUUUGAGCUUUAACUUCUGACGCUUGCCUUAAAAACACCCAAGGAACUGUACUUUAACUUUUUUCUUUUUCUUUUUUUUUUUUUUACAUUCAGCGCCGCUAUAUUUUUAUUUCCCCCUCUGGAUUCUUGAGUGUUUUACCGGUCGCGCGCUCUUGCUGCUGUUGACCAAACACUCUCGCGCGUGUUUGGAGUGCGCGCGAGCUGAAAGUAUACGGGGGUUUCUGUUGCACGCGUUCGCUUUCCGGGCGUUUGUAGGGUGAGGAGGACUUUCAAUCACCCGAGAAAUGCCGCAGUUGUCAGGUGGAGGAGGCGGCGGGGACCCGGAGCUCUGCGCCACCGAUGAAAUGAUACCGUUCAAAGACGAGGGAGACCCGCACAAGGAGCAGAUCUUCGCGGAGAUCAACCACUCCGAGGAGGAGGGAGACUUAGCGGAGAUCAAGUCAUCUCUGGUCAACGAGACAGAAAUCAGUCCCAACAGUAACAAUCACGACGCAGCUAGACAGUCCCAAAUAACACCAGACUCUUACCAUGAGAAGCACAGGGACCAUCCGGACGAUGGAAAGCUCCAGGACAUGUACAGCAAAGGCCACCCGUACCCCAGUUACCCAGGAUACAUCAUGAUGACCAAUAUGAACAAUGAUUCCUACAUGAACAACGGUUCUCUCUCGCCUCCCAUUCCCAGAACGUCAAAUAAGGUGCCGGUGGUUCAGCCGUCCCAUGCCGUUCACCCCCUCACCCCUCUGAUCACAUACAGUGACGAGCACUUCGCCCCCGGCCCACACUCGGGACACCACCCACAGGACAUCAACCCCAAGCAAGCAGGUAUGCCCAGGCAUCAUCCUGGACCAGACAUUCCCAAUUUCUACCCUCUCUCCCCUGGGGGAGUUGGACAGAUGACCCCUCCACUGGGAUGGUUCUCUCAUCACAUGGUACCAGGCCCUCCUGGACCCCAUGCCACGGGAAUCCCCCAUCCCGCCAUUGUCAACCCGCAGGUGAAACACGAACCGCAUCACGACACAGACCUGAUGCACAUGAAAUCUCAGCAUGAGCAGAGAAAGGAGCAGGAGCCCAAAAGACCUCACAUCAAGAAACCUCUAAACGCUUUCAUGCUGUAUAUGAAAGAGAUGCGUGCCAAUGUGGUGGCCGAAUGCACGCUGAAGGAGAGCGCCGCAAUCAAUCAGAUCCUCGGCCGGAGGUGGCAUGCUUUAUCUCGGGAAGAGCAAGCUAAGUAUUACGAAUUAGCCCGCAAGGAACGGCAGCUCCAUAUGCAGCUUUACCCAGGAUGGUCUGCCAGAGACAAUUAUGGAAAGAAAAAGAAGCGGAAGCGGGAAAAGAUCCAGGAACCUGCCCCAGGAGGAAAACGGACUUCUUUUUCCUCUUGCAAAGCAAAGACAGCAGCUACAGGCCCCCUUUUAGAGAUGGAAGCCUGCUAGACUCCUCAACCUUUCACCCCUCCGUCACCUCUUGACCCCUGAGGAAUAUCCAGAGGGUCCCGGUCCUUGAAUCUGCUCCUCGGCUGCAGGCGCUGCUGUAGAGACGUUGAACUGAGAACAGACAAUCACCAACACAGGCCCUCACGCAGACCCGUGAAUACCUUUUAAGUUUUUUUUUUUGUUUUCUGUCCUGAAUUCACUCCUGAAGCCGAAGGCGUUGCACUGAUUAUGUUCCUCGACCGUUUGUAAAGCGCACAUAUGGGCACAUGUACACAAACACACACGUUCCUACACCUGUUCCUAAGUUAUUCUAAGUUAUUUGGCACCUCUGUCUCUUCUGUGUGUUCACGACGUCACUCCCUUACUUCCUCUCGUGCCCCGUAAAAUGUAGCAUAGCGGGGACCCGACACGCCACACAAC